CGAGACGCAGCUGCUCAUCGACCGCAGUCAACAAUUUGGAGCAGGUCGUCGGCUGGGUGGUGAGGAGUUUACGGAGUAGAAUGGAGUAAACGAGCCUGGGCUGGGCUGGGCUGGCCGCAGUUGCGAGGGAGCGGGAAGACGGUCCGUGGGCACGUACGCCGUGGGUACGGUGCCGUAUACGACCGGGGAGCGUCGGGUGAGGAUCCUAGGGCUGGGGUUAGCGAGGCGGGCCAUGCAGUCGAGAGCUGAGCCCCGCUCGGGAAAGAAGGGGAGCACAAGCGACGAGGCGAGGAGAGCUCUGCGUCGAGAGAGAGGGAGGGGCGGAGUUUCGAGGCCGACACCGAAAGGAUCUUCGUCGCUGCUCGCAGAAGAUCGAGAGAUUGGAGGAACAGCGAUCUGACUGGAGCUCGGGGGAUCAUCGGGGGCAGGCCGUCGCGGCUCGCGAGUGAGUUCGGGCAACUUGGCCUCGCGCGAGGGCGAUAAAAGCGAGGCCGGACGAGAGAUUGAGAGUGCGCGGUCGGUCGGUCUUUCGGAGAGUUUGAAGGCAGGAAGAAGAAACGCAAGAGUCGAAGAGUGUAGCGUGCGGGUUUCGCUCUUCGCUUCGUUCUUUUUCCUUCUUGAUUUGAUUGAUUGUGUGCGCGGAUAGUCCGUCGGUCGGCCUCUCGUCGGACGAUCGUCUCGGUCGGUUGCCUCUUGCAGAGCGAAGCUCCGAGCUCAAUCCAGCGCCGAGAUGGCUGACGCUGCGGUAUCCAGGAUAGGUCUGGCCGGUUUGGCGGUCAUGGGCCAGAAUCUUGCUCUGAACAUUGCCGAGAAGGGGUUUCCCAUUUCCGUCUACAAUCGUUCGACGAAUAAGGUGGAUGACACCGUCGAGAGAGCCAAGGAUGAAGGAGAGUUGCCUCUUACCGGGUAUUACGAUCCUAAGGAAUUCGUCAUGUCGAUUCAAAAGCCUCGAUCCGUCAUUAUCCUGGUCAAGGCUGGUGCUCCCGUGGAUCAGACAAUUGCUACCCUGUCGAGCUACAUGGAACCCGGUGACUGCAUCAUCGAUGGAGGAAACGAGUGGUAUGAAAACACCGAGAGGAGAGCAGAGCAGGCCGCGGCCAAGGGUCUUCUCUACUUGGGAAUGGGUGUUUCCGGAGGUGAGGAAGGAGCUCGGCGAGGCCCAUCGUUGAUGCCCGGAGGCACGCCAGAGGCAUACAGUUACAUCGAAGAUGUCGUCGCUAAAGUCGCUGCUCAGGUAGAUGAUGGCCCUUGCGUAACCUACGUCGGACCCGGAGGAUCUGGCAACUUCGUGAAGAUGAUUCACAACGGAAUUGAGUACGGUGACAUGCAGCUCAUCUCCGAGGCUUAUGAUGUUCUCAAGACCGUCGGUGGGUUGACCAAUCAAGAGCUGCAGGAGACUUUUGAGGAGUGGAACAAGGGUGAACUCGACAGUUUCCUCAUCGAAAUUACGGCUGACAUUUUUUCGGUCAAGGAUGACAAGGGUGAGGGUGAAUUAGUAGACAAGAUUCUUGACAAGACCGGAAUGAAGGGUACAGGAAAGUGGACCGUGCAACAAGCAGCUGAACUUUCCGUCGCUGCGCCCACCAUUGCCGCUUCUUUGGACUCCCGAUUUUUGAGUGGACUGAAGGAAGAGCGCGUUGCUGCCGCCGAAAUUUUUGCCCAGUAUGGUUUGAGCGAUGUUAUUGCUGCCCAAAAUAUCGACAAGAAGCAGUUGGUCGAUGAUGUCCGCAAGGCGUUGUAUGCCUCCAAGAUCUGCAGUUAUGCGCAGGGAAUGAAUUUAAUCAAGGCCAAGAGUUUGGAAAAAGGAUGGAACUUGAAUCUUGGUGAGCUUGCACGAAUCUGGAAGGGAGGAUGUAUCAUCCGCGCCAGCUUUUUGGACCGCAUCAAGCAGGCCUACGACAGGAACGACAAGCUGGCCAGUUUGUUGGUGGAUCCCGAAUUCGCCAAAGAAAUGGUGUCGAGGCAAGCUGCUUGGAGACGCGUCGUCGGUCUGGCCAUCGAGGCAGGAAUCAGUACUCCCGGUAUGAGCACCAGUUUGGCAUAUUUUGACACCUACAGGCGCGGACGCUUGCCCGCGAACCUUGUCCAAGCUCAACGAGACUACUUCGGAGCUCACACCUACGAGCGCGUCGACAUGGACGGCGCGUACCACACCGACUGGUUCAAAAUCGCCAAGUCAACCAAGGCCGGUUUGAGAGUUCAUGUCUAAUGAACUUCGGAACAACCGUGUCGGUGGUUCAGUUGUCGCAUUUUUGUGAUUCAGGGCUGCCUUUUAACUCAGUAGAGAUGACUUUGAAGACUGGACUGGAACAGUCGCAGUUUUCACGGCUUACGCAGCCAGCAGAGCUUUCCCGGAUCACCAUUUACUUUAUCAAAAUAAUUCCCUAGUACCCUGCGAUGUUUGUAUCUAGGAUUGUGAGUGUCAUUAGAUGCACAUUUUAACUGAGGUAGGGUCCUUGGCAUGACAGUGCAUGCCAAAUCGAAUCCCAGGCCAUUCUUACUCUUCUGGUGGUCAAAUGAGGUGUCCAUAUAUUGUUUACUGUAUCGUUCUCAUGGUGUAGAGAGGCUUGCUCUCCAUCACAUUCAUCAAAUAUCAGGGUUGAAGAGCCUGCUGGCCUUUACCAAACGCGCCUUUGUCAUCGAUAC
This is a messenger RNA of Marchantia polymorpha subsp. ruderalis, 2646 nucleotides long. The record is from the annotation of a GenBank genome assembly. NCBI's taxonomy places the organism in Eukaryota, Viridiplantae, Streptophyta, Marchantiopsida, Marchantiales, Marchantiaceae.